AUGACUCCGCUGGGCAGUGGGGAUGCGAGCAAGGUGCCGCCGUCGCCACUGGACCGCAAGUCUCUGGCAGACUCCGACAUCCCCAGCCUCUCCCCACGCCGCUCGCUCUCGCUUCCCUUCUCCAAACCCCAACCUGGGGACCGCGUUCGUUCGUCACCCGACACAGCCUGUGAUGCGUCUGGGCUGAAGGUGGCGGCGCCUGUUGGCUCUCGGUUAUCCGUUUGGGUGCAGCAGCCCAAGGACGGCGCACAUGAAUCUGGCAGUGGCAAUUCAUGCGCUUUGACGCCACGUCAUGCGUCGUGUGCGCAAGAGCCUCCGUCGAGUAAUGCGGCAGAAGGUGGCGACAAGUUUCUGACGUUGGCGCCGCCCGCUGCUCCGAUCGAUGAUGCUACGCAUCUGGAGCGUGAAAGCUUGGGGAAUGUGAGAGAAAAAGAGGAUCACUCGCGUCUCAGGCUGUUGAACGAUGCGGAGCAAGCACGGGGUGGGGAAUGCCGUGAGGGCAGGCUGACAGCCGAGGAGAAGCUUGACGAGGAGGAUGAGUCGGAGAACGGCGGGGCGGAUGACGAAACCGCGGACCGGCCUGCAGAGGAGAAGAAAGAUGACGCGGUAGGGGAAGUCCCUAGAAGUGGCAGGCGCGUAGGCGAUAAUGGGGCAGGAGAGGGCGGCUGCAGGCCAUUCCGCGCGAAAGAUCGCGCGGGGGCAUUUGAAAUUUGGCAGUCGCCCAAGAAGCCGCGCAUGCUGAUCGAGGGCUUCGGCGAAUCGCCAGCGAAGGCAACGCCUGGGGGAAUGAUGACUUGGCAGUCACCCGACGGCAAGCGCAGCACCCCCUUGCGCACGGCGCUUUUCACCCAGCCGUACCGAGGCAUGGACGGCACGGGGCUCGAUUCCAGCCCCAUGAGCGAGGGCUCCGUGCGCCGGAUGUGGGAGCUGGGGUCGCCUGGCGCCCUGUCGUCACCAGGAAUGGGUCUGGGCACUAUUGGCAUGCACAUGGGUAUGGGGCUGGGUUUGGGUUUGGGCAUGGGCAUGGACGACGGGCAUAUGGGGUUCGGGGAGCUUCCUGAUGUUUUGGCGUCUGGCGACCCAAUGGAGCGCCUCAGGGCCAUGCAGGAAGGCGCGGAGAGAGGUAGGUUGUUCCUCGAGCGGCCUCGUGGAUUUACGGCGCUUGUGGGCACUGGCCCUUCCGUUAACGCGAAAGAGGCUGUCACGCCGAGGGGACUGGAGAGCCGUUAUGCAGGCUCAUUGCUGCGGACUCCAUCUGAUGCAGCGCCGUCCGCAGCUGCUGGCGGCAACCUCCAAGGCGCAGCGGACGUGGCUGACGGCGCUGUUGCUGGCGGCAGUGGGAAGUACGACAAUCCCCAUGAUGCCCGCAGCACUGGCGUUACGGAAGCGGAUCUGCCAACGGAACGCAGCCAUCAUGCGGGUGACACCCACCACUCCAUCGAUCUCACUCGUGCUGGUGCUCCUGGUGACGGCUCGUGGCAGCUGCCUCCAGCGCACACGGAUGCCGCGCCGUCAACUUACAGCACCCGCCACGUGCAGCACGACGGAGUGCGCGAGCAGGGCUGCCCUGCAGAGGGCGCGCAUGAGCUGCCUGAAGGCGAAAUGAAGCGGGAAGCUUCAAGGAUGAGCGCGAUGGAGGAGCGCAAAGGCGGGAGUGCUGAGGUGGCGUGCGCGCAUGGUAAGGCGGCCCACUCUCAUGAUGAAUUGCGUCUCCCCGCUCGCGCUCCCCUCCAUGCGCCAGCCAGCACUGUGCGCGGUGAGGGCGCGAUAGCAGGGGCGGCGGAGGCAGGGGCGGGCGGUGCUGCAGGCAGAGGAGUGGGAGGAGACGUGCGACUGCGGCGCAUGAACAGUGGCGAGGGGCCCGCGGGGCACGCAGCACGGCAGCAUGCGCAGGGGCGGUGGGCAGGGGCACAUGGGGGUGUGGAGGAGCACAGUGCAGUGCCGGCGGGGGUGGAGUAUGCGAGUGCGUCCACUGGAGACGUGUCUGAGAGCGAUGAGGGCUCGCUCGUUCAAGGAAGCAGCCACCACGUUUCCAUCAGCUACUGCGAGUGCUUCCGAGCCAAUGUGUAUUGCGGGGACGCAUGUCGCUGCAACGAGUGUCAGAACACACCUGAGUACGAGUCCCUUGUGCUUGCCACACGGGCAGCCAUUCAAGCUCGGAACCCCACGGCCUUCCAACCCAAGAUUAUCACCGCCGCUACUGUUGGCCCUGCAUCAUCCCUUUCACGACCCAAGGCUGGAGUGGGGUGCACAGCAGGCUGCAGAUGUGCAUCAUGCCAGAAUCCCCAUGGUCGCAGUGGAGAUGUGGCAGCGCUUCUGUCUGAUGCGGACCGCAGUCACGACCGUGCGCUGCGCACGCUCUCUCCCUCCCCCGCUGCCACCCCCCUUCGCUGGCAGCCGCCAUCCGCAUCGCCUCUGCACUCGUCUGCAGUCCGUCGCAGCCUGCCCUUCUCGCCCUCCCCUGUGGACUCCUCCCGCGUGCUGCCUGGCCGUGUCCCUUCAGCAUUGGACCUGUCACACCUGUCGGAACAUGCCAGCCCAUCGCCCACCAUCUCUGCAAGGCCUGCUGCUCACUCCCAUUCCCAAGCCCCAGACCCCCCUGCUGCACACGAGCGCCUUCAUGUUCCUACAGCAGCCUCCCCUUUACCAUCCUCCAAGCCGCAUCCAGAUACCACCUCCACCAAGCCCGCCUCCUCAGAUGCUCACCACGUUCUUUCUGCCUCUGCUGGCCCCAUAGCAUCAGCAGCAGCAUCUGGCGUUGCAGCAUCACCCAAUGGUGGCAGAGAGCACUUGAAGCCCCCCUCUGCGCCUCACCAGUUCCGCCUGCCCGCCACCCCCCUGCGCGCCUCCUCUGCUGCCUCCGCUCGCCUGCUGCUGAGAGGCCCAGGCUGUGUGGCCAAGGUAGAGGAGGGCGGGGACGUGAAGCCGGGUGGAGCUGCUGCAAGCUGGGGUGGUGGGAGGGAGAGGGGUGAGGCAGUUCCUGCUGUUCGCAUGGUUAGGGAUGGCGGUGAUUGCAAGCCUCAAGGCAUGCUACAUGCAGAGGGGCCAGCAGCGCCUGGUGAUGCAGCAGCAGCUGCAGCCGCGGCUGCAGCAGCAGCAGAGGAAGCGGAGCUGCUUCAGGUUGAGUCGUUUCUGUCGUUGCAGCAGGAGGAUGCGGGGCAUGAGGGGGAGAAAGGCCUGCAGGCGCCAUGCGAUGAUGGCAAGGGAGACGAAAUGGGCUUGUCAGUAGCAGGGGUUGGGCAUGUGAAGGCGGAGCAGGAGCAGUGGCAGGAGAGAAGCAGCAGUGAGGGCAGUGGCAUGGUGGUGACAGUCACAUGCCCGUCCCAGAAGCGUGUAUCGCCUCCUUCCAUGAGCCAUGGUGUGCAAAGCAUGGGCAUGCAUAUGCAUGCUUGCGCUUUGGAUUUGGACCCUGGACCAAGGGCAGAAAUGGGGGGUGGAUAUGCAGCAGGGAAGAAGCGAGUGGACAGGGGGGUGGAAGAGGCAGAUGAGGAGAGGGGCGAGGAGAGGGGAGAGGGUGGUGCUGGCCGCAAGAGGAUGCGACUGACUGGGUGA
Messenger RNA from Closterium sp. Naga37s-1, 3552 nucleotides. The record is from the annotation of a GenBank genome assembly. NCBI's taxonomy places the organism in Eukaryota, Viridiplantae, Streptophyta, Zygnematophyceae, Desmidiales, Closteriaceae.